Messenger RNA from Octodon degus (degu), 1305 nucleotides. RefSeq names its product hydroxysteroid 11-beta dehydrogenase 1 (gene Hsd11b1). Gene Ontology annotation, cellular component: intracellular membrane-bounded organelle; endoplasmic reticulum membrane. Bases 105 to 983 code for a protein of 292 amino acids. The transcript has 6 exons. Gene Ontology annotation, biological process: steroid catabolic process. Gene Ontology annotation, molecular function: steroid binding; 11-beta-hydroxysteroid dehydrogenase (NADP+) activity. Lineage: Eukaryota; Metazoa; Chordata; Mammalia; Rodentia; Octodontidae. The record is from RefSeq and is a predicted model, not a curated record.
UGAUGUCACAAUUCUGAGGCUGCUGCCCGCCUAAGAGGUUGUAGAAAGCUCUGUAGGUUCUCUCUGUGUGUCCUACAGGGCUCCUCGGGCCAGGUCCCUUUCUGAUGGCUUUUCUGAAAAAAUUCCUCCUCCCCAUUCUGAUGGUCUUCUUGGCCUACUACUACUAUUCUUCACAUGACGAGUUCAGACCAGAGAUGCUCCAAGGAAAGAAAGUGAUUGUCACAGGGGCCAGCAAAGGGAUUGGAAGAGAAAUGGCUUAUCAUCUGGCGAAGAUGGGAGCCCAUGUGGUGCUAACAGCAAGGUCAGAAGAAGCCCUACAGAAGGUGGUAACUCGCUGCUUAGACCUUGGAGCAGCCUCAGCACACCACAUUGCCGGCAACAUGGAAGACAUGACCUUUGCAGAAGAAUUUGUGGUGGAAGCAGGAAAGCUUAUGGGAGGACUAGACAUGCUCAUCCUCAACCACGUCUUGUAUGUCCCUCUGGGGUUUUUUCAUGAUGACAUCAACAUUGUACGCAGAAGCAUGGAGAUCAACUUCUACAGUUUUGUGGUCCUGAGUAUAACCGCCUUGCCCAUGCUGAAGCAGAGCAAAGGAAGCAUUGCUGUUGUCUCCUCAGUGGCAGGGAAAGUAAGCCAUCCUCUGAUUGCUCCCUACUCUGCAAGCAAGUUUGCUCUGGAUGGAUUCUUCUCUUCCCUCAGGAGUGAGUUUUUAGUGAACAGAGUCAAUGUGUCAAUCACUCUAUGUGUCCUCGGCUUAGUAGACACAGAAACAGCCAUGAAGGCAACUUCUGGGAUAUACACAGGCUAUGCAGCUCCAAAGGAAGAGUGUGCCCUGGAGAUCAUCAAAGGGACAGUUCUACGUCAAGAUGAACUGUACUAUGACAGAUCAAUGUGGACCACAUUCCUGCUAGGAAAUCCAGGAAGGAAGAUUAUUGAAUUUAUCACAACAAAGAAAAUUAAGUGGGACAAAAUAAUAGGCAACUAGAAACUCCCUUGAAGUUGGUCAUGUUUAAGAAUCCUGGAAACAUUCUGCCCAAUAUUUCUCCUAGCUCUAUUCUUGAAGGCAUCAUCCCAAGGGAAUAACUAAAGCAACAUGUAUGCUAUGGAGUACCUCUCACAAUUGGAAGGAGUUCUUCUAACUCUUGCACAGUGGAAUUAUAAUUAUAAGAAAUGUUAUCAACUACUUUACAGCCUGCAGUUGUGAAACCGAUACAUAGGUACAGUUUUAUCAAGUUUACCUCCUGUAAUAUUAGGAUGCUUAACACAAUAUUAAUUAUAAUAAAUGUCACACAAUUUGAAAUUGGUAA